Sarcophilus harrisii (Tasmanian devil) is the source of this 4592-nucleotide messenger RNA. RefSeq names its product exo/endonuclease G (gene EXOG). Gene Ontology annotation, biological process: apoptotic DNA fragmentation. The record is from RefSeq and is a predicted model, not a curated record. Lineage: Eukaryota; Metazoa; Chordata; Mammalia; Dasyuromorphia; Dasyuridae. The coding region runs from base 1128 to 2228 and encodes 366 amino acids. Gene Ontology annotation, molecular function: nucleic acid binding; 5'-3' exonuclease activity; metal ion binding. Gene Ontology annotation, cellular component: nucleus; mitochondrial inner membrane. The transcript has 6 exons.
UCUUCCCCUCUCCCGCCCCCCCCCCCCCCCCCCCCCCGGGCUGCGGAAGGCUAGAAGCCGAAGGGUUUAGGAGCGAGGGAGGGAAGAUUUCAGAGACUAAAAUCCUGCGGGGGCAGCCGGACCCCCAGGACGGGGGGCGAGCUUUGGGGAGAAAUAAGGAAACUGCUCCGAGGGACCCGGGGCCGCACGACGCGGAGUAUUCCCGGGGUGCAUGACGUCAUCUCCUUUGCCGCAGUGUCUGCCGCGGGGUCUGGGCCCAUGACGUCACCGCGAUAGCAAAGUUCCCAACCCCCCCCCGUCACCCCCCCUCUCCGAAGCUCAGGGCUCCCCCCGCUGGGGUUACACCGGUCUCGGACCCGAGCCUUCCUGCUCCGUGGCAAAGCCGAGGGCGGGUAACAAGGGCUGCGAGCGGAGGCUGCCGAGGGUCCCGGGGGGCGGAAACGGGGUCUCGGACCCUUCCGGGGGCACCAUUCUGGGCCAACGCCUUAACCCUUGUUUGCCUCAGUUUCUCCCCCUGCAAAAUGGGGGUGAUGGAAGCAACGUGUUCCUGCCAGAGUCUCAAGCGGGGAAGCGCUUCGCAAGGCGGGGCAGGCAGGAGGCGCCCCGAGCUAAGGGCUCUAGUUACUACAGCGGCUGUGGCUGUUUUCCUUGUCAUUCCGCUCGGAGCCAGUAGGGGCCAAGGCAGAAGGGAGCUGAGAAAGUGCCGCCGGAGACACGCAUGCGCUCUCGCUCUUUUCUGCCGCAGUCCAGGGCGGUGGCUCUCGCCGGGCUCUUGGGCAGUUUUAUCCGCAGUCUGCUCGUUCUGUGUACGCGGGAGGAUUUCUAAAUGAGCUCCAUCGGUUGGGGGGGUGGGGUGGAGGUGGGGGUGGGGCGGGUAGGCUUGCGGCUUCGCUUCACGCAUGCUCCUUGGCAGAGUAAGGGCGGAUAUCCGUUGGGGAGAAGCUUCACGUUCUGUUUACGCAUUCUCGAGGGCGCGGACGAUGACGCCACAAUUUGGCGACCAGCCCGGGCAGGGCGCAUGCGCCCCGACUGAUUGACAGGGCCGGCGUGAGCUGAGGAAUCGCGGUUUUCCAGUCCGGUCCUGCCUUGCGCAUGCGCGCUAAUAACAAACAGAUCUGGCGGGAGCUAUGGCGGCUCCAAUUUCUCGUCUAGUUGGUUCCGGGCGCUUUUUCACCGGCUUUCUGGCCGGGACCGUCAUAGGUGCCGCCGGAGCCGGGCUCGCUGCCCGCAAGCUCCUCCUCAACCCUGAGGAAGACUCUGCUUCGAGCACCGGGAGGCCGGCAGCUCCCGCCAAGGAGACCAUCUUGGAGCAGUAUGGGUUCCCUGUGAGCGGGACCCAGGCCCGGUGCUACACGAACCACGCCCUGUCCUAUGACCAGGCCAAGCGGGGCCCUCGGUGGGUCAUCGAGCACAUCUCCCGGAACAAGACGCGGGGCAACGCGGACCGAAGGCACUGUAAGUUCCGCCCAGACCCCAGCAUCCCCCCGGCCUUCAGUGCGGACAACGAGGACUUCCUGGGCAGCGGCUGGUCGCGCGGACACAUGGCGCCCGCUGGAAACAACAAGUUCUCAACUGAAGCCAUGCAGGAAACCUUCUACCUCUCCAACAUCGUGCCGCAGAACUUUGACAAUAAUGCCGGCUUUUGGAACAGAAUGGAAAUGUAUUGCCGGGAGUUAACGGAGAGGUUUGAUGACGUUUGGAUAGUGUCUGGGCCCUUGACCUUGCCGCAGAUGGGCAAAGACGGGAAGAAGAGAGUUACCUAUGAGGUGAUCGGCAAGGACAACGUGGCCGUCCCCUCGCACCUCUACAAGGUCAUCCUGGCCCGCCGGAGCCUCAGCUCCACCGAGCCCCUGGUGUUGGGCGCCUUUGUGGUGCCCAACGACGCCAUUGGCUUCCGGCCCCAGCUCACCGAGUUCCAGGUGAGUAUCCACGACCUGGAGAAGAUGACGGGGAUCGUGUUCUUCCCGCGUUUGGAUAAAUCAAAGGACACCAAGAACCUCUGUGAGGUGGACAAGUGCCAGCUUCUGGACUUCCAGGAGUUCAUGCUGUACCUGGGCAAGAGGAAGAUCCAGGGCGCACGGACGGUCCACAGGCUGGAGAAGGUGCUGUCGGAGCUGAAGGAGGCUGGGGUGCAGGUGGACGAGCAGCUCCUGAGCCUCUACAAGCAGAAGAGAGAGCAGCUCACCCCCGUGGACCAGCCGGAGGCCCAGAAGAGGAAGUCGGGCUGAGGCCGUCGGCCACCUCAGAUGCUAUGACUCAGACAGCCCCCUGGUCCCUGGGACUGUCCCCCCGAAGGGACUCUGAGAAGCUUCUCUGGUCCCCUUAACUAUCCCUGGGACAGGCCCCUGAAGGACUGUGUGAGACCCUGUCGGUCCCCUGGGACUGUUCCUAGGACAGGCUUGGUGGAAGACUGGGGUCCGAGGAGCUGGGCAGGCUGCUCUACCCUCUCAGGCUUAUGUGAAGAGGGAGGUUCACGCCUGCCCACGGCUCCUCAGCGCACCCACACACUUCUGGACUGCCCUGGAUCAUGCAUUUUAGAAAGACCCCUCCCCAAUGUCCUGGUCAAGCCCCCUUGGAAUCCCGUGACUGGCCAGCCCUCCCCAAAGCAGCCUGAUUUUGAGCCACCCUCGCCGUCCCUGACUCCUGAGGGGCUGGGAGCCCCCCUCCCCGCUCUUUGGGAGAUCCCCGUCCCAGCAGCAGCUGGGCCAGGAAAGCUUGCUGAGCCAGUGUGCCUCGCUCCCUGCCUUCUCCGAGGCUCUGUUUCCCCCACUUGGUGGGAUUGGCAGCUGGCAGGAGCUCCCGGGUCUCGGGGCGUGGGCACUGCAGCAGCGUCCGGGCCUGUUACUUGGCUGGUUUUUCUAGGGGAGAGCAGAGGCAUCGCUCCAGAACCCUUCUGCCUGGGGCAGGGGAGUGGGCUGGGCGGAACCUGAGCUGUGCCAGCUUUAAUGAUGGUUACAGCUCCCAGGGUCCCCGGCCGUUGUGGGGACAGGGACGUCCUCCUACAUGAUUAGCCUCGGGAGGGACACGGUGAAGCUCCUGUGGGGGCCGGAGGAAGGGGGCAGGGGAAUUCUACGUGUUUACAAAGCACCCAGUAUGUGCAGCUGCUGGGGAUGCCAAGGGAGCAAUGCUACUAGCUCUUCCUUCAGGAGCCCCCAUUUAAGGGCCAAGGGGGGCAGGCCGGAAAUAACCUAUCAGUGUGAGAGUGAUUGGGUGCUGAGGAGACUCCCUAUGGGUGGGACAGAUGGGGGGCUUCCUGGCAGCGUCCCCCACAUUUCUUAAGCCAGACUCUUGACCUGGGUUUGCACAAAACCCUUUUUUCUUUUUUUCUGGGUUAUAAAAAUGUACAGCAAGAAGCCCUGGGGCCCAAGAAGCCCUUGUCUAAAUGGAUCAGACCACAGGGCCGUGUUUCCGCGCAGGCUCUGGAAGCAGUUUCUGUCAUGUUUGUGUGUCUCAGCUUCUAGAAGCAGCAGCUUUAAGGGAACAGGGGUGUCGUGAGGAAGCCGGACCUUGCUGUGUUGGGGUUAAAAGGCCACAUCGUGUCCGGGGCAGGAAGACAUGGGCCUUGCUCAAGAGCAUCCCUAGUAGCCCUGUCCCAGCUUACAGCCUGCUCUUGGGUCCUCCCCCCCCCCCCCCCCCCCCCCCCCCCCCCCCCCCCCCCCCCCCGCCUCCCCAUUGUGCUUCCUCAUUAGUCGGCUUCCUCCGACUCUGGGAGAAUCAGAGCUUGGAUGUCACCACGACCCGGGGAGAUGCUGAGGGAGGAGCCGGGACCCGCCCUCUCCAGAGUUGAGAUGUGAGAAAAGUUGGGGGCUCCUCGUUUUUAUCUUUUUGUACUUUGGAAUAAAAUCUUGAGGAGACCUGGCUGAAGCGUCCUCGAGGAGCUGGGCCAGCACCGGGUGCUGGGGCCCCAGAAGGCCCAGAGUUGUGAGGAGUGGCAGGGGUGGGCUCGGCUCGGCCUUAGUGUCUGAGCCUCCGGGCCGGCCCUGCAGCAGAGGCGUCCGGCCGUCCUGCCGGACAGGCUGGGCAUCGUUCUGUGCCGCCCCUACUGAGGCCUCGUGGGUGAUGUGGAAGGAGUCUCCUCCUCCCCGAAACUGUGUACCACGGCCGGGGAACGUGCUCAGGCUGGGUAACAGACGUCUGUCCGGCACUGCGUGAGACCUGGGCCGUGAGACCGGGGCUGAUCCUGCUGAGUCCGGCCCCUCCAUUUCAGAUCUCACCCCCUCUCAUGGAGUCCCAGCCGAGAUGGACAGCUGCUCUCUCCCCAAGGGUCCUGAGGCAGGAAAAGGUCCUGAGUGACAGUCUCCUGGAGGGAGGGGCCGUGUACCCCUCAUUCCAAGGGGGCGAGUGGGGCUCUUGGGAAAGAUGCAUUAAAAUCGUUUGCUGUUUAUUGAGACUGAGAAGCAGCCGCCUGGGGAAAUUUCUAUAUCUCCAUAAAAACUGUCUCAGUUGCUUAUUUUUUUUAUAUUUCAUUGAUUUGGGGUGGGGGUGACAUCCCACGCUUUGGUGCGUUUACAAAUGAUGGGUUGCCCGUCACCACCUACCGGCCCCUCCCGCUUGUGACAGACAGUUAAAUAAAGGGAACUUUGGCCCCCCUG